Messenger RNA from Budorcas taxicolor (takin), 1173 nucleotides. RefSeq names its product TAL bHLH transcription factor 1, erythroid differentiation factor (gene TAL1). The transcript has 4 exons. Gene Ontology annotation, biological process: regulation of transcription by RNA polymerase II. Gene Ontology annotation, molecular function: RNA polymerase II cis-regulatory region sequence-specific DNA binding; DNA-binding transcription factor activity, RNA polymerase II-specific; protein dimerization activity. Lineage: Eukaryota; Metazoa; Chordata; Mammalia; Artiodactyla; Bovidae. The record is from RefSeq and is a predicted model, not a curated record. The coding region runs from base 1 to 1173 and encodes 390 amino acids.
AUGAGCAGCUGGAUCAGCGGCUGCUCUGUCCGGAGGCCAGUCUGUGCCUCAGUGUUGGAGGGGUUUGUUAGUGAGUGGGAGCCUCUUCCAGGCUGGAAGCUGAGCAGCGUUCGCGGAGGCCCGCGCCUUCAAGCCGGUAGCCGCCAGCUUCGGUUCCCGCGGCACUCAGGCUUCGUCCAUUUCUGGAUGACGGAGCAGCCGCCGAGCGAGGCGGCACACAGUGACCCCCCGCUAGAGGGACGGGACGCGGCCGAGGCCCGCAUGGCGCCCCCGCACCUGGUCCUGCUGAACGGCGUCGCCAAGGAGACGAGCCGCGCGGCCCCGGCGGAGCCCCCGGUCAUCGAGCUGGGCACGCGCGCCGGCGGCCCGGGGGGUGGCCCCGCCGGUGGGGGCGGCGCCGCGCGGGACUUAAAGGGCCGCGAGUCUGCGGCGGCCGAAGCGCGCCAUCGGGUGCCCACCACAGAGCUGUGCAGACCACCCGGGCCCGCGCCCGCCUCAGCCCCCGCGGAACUGCCCGGCGACGGCCGCAUGGUGCAGCUGAGCCCGCCCGCGCUGGCGGCCCCCGCCGCCCCCGGCCGCGCGCUGCUCUACAGCCUCAGCCAGCCGUUGGCCUCUCUCGGCAGUGGCUUCUUUGGGGAGCCAGAUGCCUUCCCUAUGUUCGCCACCAACAACCGAGUGAAGAGGAGACCCUCCCCUUAUGAGAUGGAGAUUACUGACGGUCCCCACACCAAAGUCGUGCGGCGCAUCUUCACCAACAGCCGGGAGCGAUGGCGGCAGCAGAAUGUGAACGGGGCCUUCGCUGAGCUCCGCAAGCUAAUCCCCACACAUCCACCAGACAAGAAGCUCAGCAAGAAUGAGAUCCUCCGCCUGGCCAUGAAGUACAUCAACUUCCUGGCCAAGCUGCUCAAUGACCAGGAGGAGGAAGGCACCCAGCGGGCCAAGCCUGGCAAGGACCCUGUAGUGGGGGCUGGUGGAGCGGGUGGGGGAGGAGCGGGCAGCGUGCCUCCCGAGGAUCUCCUGCAGGAUGUGCUCUCCCCGAACUCCAGCUGUGGCAGCUCCCUGGACGGGGCAGCCAGCCCGGACAGCUACACAGAAGAGCCAGCACCCAAGCACACAGCCCGCAGCCUCCAUCCUGCCAUGCUGCCCGCCGCGGAUGGAGCUGGCCCUCGGUGA